AUGGCUAACAGCAAGAUGGAAGACGAGGAUCCCGGGGUGAUUGUCAUCCCGAUUGACUCUACAUACAGCGAUGGGGAUCGAGCUGGAUGGCCGACGGGGGACCGCUUCGACAUGCCCGACGACAGCUACUAUCGGCGGAAGAUCGCGAGGCUGUGGGCGCAGAGACUGGGCUUUUAUAAACCUGGACAGGAGUACAUCCUGGAUUCUUUACCAGACGGGUUUGCGAUUUUUGACAGACCGCGCGGAACGGAUCCUGAUAUCCGAGAUCGAUUCCUCUACGGCCAUCCACUUCAACAAUACUUCUACUCCACCGUUCAGUUCUUUCCGCAUUUCUGCCAUCUGAUGAGCCAAGGCAAGGAGCCCUGCUCCUGCCAUCUCUGCGAGAAGCUAGCUAAGCGCAAGAAAGACGGUAUCCCGAUCGGAAGAGGAGUGGGCCGGCCCCGUGGACGACCUCCGGGCUCGGGCACGCGCACGUCGUCCGGCACCAGCACCCCGAUCAAACCCGUAGGCACCCCCGGCAGACGCGGCCGACCUCCCGGCAGUGGCAGGAAGCCCGGUAGACCUCCUGGUUCUACUGCUGCUGCUGCUGCUGCUGCUGAUAAUACUACUUCUGCUGUUGCCGUACGCUCCUCCAGACGGAUGCCCGGCCGGCCGUCGGAAUCCAGCAUGCAAUAUAUCGCCGAUAGCGAGGGCACCCCGGACGUGUUCAAAGCCGCCGUCAUCAAACUGCGCGCGAAGGGCCAGCUAGACGAGAAGAUCACGGAACCUGACAGCAUGGACUGGCGCGCCGAGCGCAUGCCGCUGCGCGAAUACCUGGAGAAGCUGAACAUGCUCCCGUCGUUUGUGCCGCGCACGGGCGAGCUGGUGCUGUGGACGACGGAGUACGAGGGGAAGCUCGCGUGGAACCCGGAGGCGGGGCAGGUCCAGAUCUACAGACACAAGCAAUGGCACGGGGCUCCCGACUGGCGCGCGGGCGUCGUCGGCCAGCUGCCCGAGGAAGAUGUGGUCCUGCAGGAUAUCGUCGUCACGACGCCGAAGAAAUGGGGGCCGAACUACUCGGGGUUCCGGGUGGAGACGUUCCCGGACCCCAACAGCGAGGACAAGAGCUACUCUCUGCAGCACAAGUAUGUGCCCAUGAAGUGCAUCCGGCCGUUUGGCGCGUACGAGCAUUUCUUGCAGGGCGUGCCGCGGGAGCAACUGCAUCCGUCCAUCGAGAAUGCCCUGACCGUCAUGGCUUCGUUCAGCCUGCUGGAGAAAUACCGCUUUCAGGGAACGUGGCCAAACGCCGCGAUCUACUGUCGCGGGAUUUUCCUGGGGGCGGAAUUCCUGGCUGUCGGCGACGCGGUCCGGCUCAAACCGUCGGGGUACGAUGCAGAUACAGAUACCGUCGAUCCUGCGACGACAGCAGUCACUCUCAACGUGAUGGUCAUCCACAAGAUCCGCCUCGAGCUGAGGGAGUGCGACGCCGACCCGCGCUCCAAACAAUUGGCCGAGACGUACCGGGUGCGCAUCCAGGGCAAAGUGUACACGAACGAUCGCGAGUGCGCAGUAGCACUCCUACAACAACAACAACAACAACAACAACGACGGACCCAAGACUCCCCGCAACCCCAACCCCUCACCUCAGACGAGAUCGCGAGCACCUUCCACUACGUCGGCAUGGGCGGCUACGGGGAGUGGUACCCGCUCCACGCGGGGGCGCUGGUGAACAUCUCCCAAGACAUGAUCCUGGGCCGCUGCUACGAGCCCGACGCGAUGCAGCUGCUGUUCCGCUCGCCGGCGCUCCACUACGAUCUGCACGGGGUGCUGCGCGGCCGGGCGUACUCGCGGGCGACUGACGAGCGCAUCCGCGCCGGCAAGCGCUGGUUCUGGGGCGAUUUCCGCACGCAGACGCUGGCGCUCGACACGCUCAACGGCGAGGAUGUGGGCCACUACAGCGACGUGCGCGACGUCAAGAUGUGGCGGGCCAAUCUGCGGGUGAUCGACGGCACGGCCAAGGCGGCGGAUUUCCGCGAUGCGAAGAUCCCCGGCGAUGUGGGACGGCCGUCGACCAAGACGGCGUCGAAUUUUGCGAAGGUCGGCAAGCUCAGUAAGCUGGUCAGCACGGGGCUGGGCGCGGUGGACAGCAGUGCGCCGGCGAGUUCGGCGGAGGAUGGCGAUGGCGGGACGAGUGAGUCCGAGCAAGAAGAUUACACGCUCCGGAUCGAUCAGUUACGGGGUGGCACCGAGGAGACUGAAGGAGGGGACUACGUUCCUGGGCCGGGCACCACUGAGGAGGAACCGCAGCCGCAGAACAAACGAGCGCGCACGAUGGAGAAGAGCAUGUAGCGUAGCAUCUCAAAUAUUUACUGCCGUCCAAUCAAC
This is a messenger RNA of Aspergillus uvarum CBS 121591, 2364 nucleotides long. RefSeq lists its product as uncharacterized. The coding region runs from base 1 to 2328 and encodes 775 amino acids. The record is from RefSeq and is a predicted model, not a curated record. The transcript has 4 exons. Gene Ontology annotation, biological process: silent mating-type cassette heterochromatin formation. Gene Ontology annotation, cellular component: rDNA heterochromatin; SHREC complex. Lineage: Eukaryota; Fungi; Ascomycota; Eurotiomycetes; Eurotiales; Aspergillaceae.